AUCCACUUCCUAACGUAACACAAGAAGCAGAAGCAGAAAGCAGAAGCAGAAAGCAGGAAGCAGCAGUUAAUCAGAUACCUCAAAAACCAUUCUAUCUCUCUUUUUUUGGUUUAAUUUGUCUCUUUCUCUCUCUUCCUCCUGUGCGCGAUCAAAGAUCUGUUGCUGAAAAGGAUGAAGAGAGUAAGAGAUGAUGUGUUCGGCGGCGCUCAAUUGAAGCGGCCCUCCGGUUCGUCGCGCGGGGACUCGCAAUCCCAGAUACCAGGGGGAGGAGGUGGAGGAGGGGGCGUUGGAGUAGGUGGAGGUGGGCCGAUUGGAGGAGUAGGAGGUGCUUCACAGAAAUUGACCACCAAUGAUGCUCUAACCUAUCUCAAAGAAGUGAAGGACAUGUUUCUAGACCAAAGAGAAAAAUACGAUACAUUUCUUGAGGUCAUGAAAGAUUUCAAGGCUCAAAGAACCGACACAGCAGGUGUCAUUGCAAGAGUAAAGGAAUUAUUUAAAGGGCAUAACAACUUAAUUUUGGGCUUUAAUACCUUCUUGCCGAAGGGUUAUGAGAUAACCCUUGAUGAAGAUGAGACUCCACCAAAAAAGACAGUUGAGUUUGAGGAAGCUAUCAGCUUUGUAAACAAGAUAAAGAAACGUUUCCAAAAUGAUGAUCAUGUCUAUAAAUCAUUCCUGGACAUACUAAACAUGUAUCGAAAGGAGCACAAGGAUAUAAAUGAAGUUUACAGUGAGGUUGCUGCUCUUUUUGAUGAGCAUCCAGAUUUGCUUGAUGAGUUCACCAGAUUUUUACCAGAUGCAUCAGCAGCAGCUUCAGCACAUCAAGCUCAAUACGGCCACAAUUCAUUUCCCCGUUUCAAUGAGCGAAGCUCUGCUACACCCACAUUUCGGCCAAUGCAUAUGGAGAAGCAACGUAGGAGGGAUAGGAUCAUGACACCCCAUGCUGAUCGCGAUCUUAGUGUUGAUCGUCCUGAGCUCGACGAUGACAAAGGAAUGGUGAAAGUUCCGAAGGAGCACAGAAAGCGUAGUGAAAAGGAGAAUAGGGAUAGAAGAAAUCGGGAUGAUGAUGAUAGAGAAUUAGAGAAUGAUAACAAUAGGGACUACAAAUUACAGCGUUUUCCUGACAAAAGAAAACCCUCCAGGAAGGUUGAAGGUUUUGGUGUGACUGCUAACUUCGCUCCUUAUGAUGACAAAGACUCCUUAAAGAGCAUGUACAGCCAGGGAUUCAUUUUCUGUGAGAAGGUGAAGGAGAGGUUGUGUAGUCAAGAUGACUACCAGGCAUUUUUGAAGUUGCUUAACAUUUAUAGCAACGGAAUUAUUAAAAGGAAUGAUCUGCAAGGUUUGGUGACUGAUUUAUUGGGAAAGUAUUCAGAUCUUAUGGAGGAGUUUAAUGAUUUUUUGGAGCGUUGCGAGAAUAUAGAUGGGUUCCUUGCUGGUGUUAUGAGUAGAAAAUCUCUGAGUAGUGAUGGUCCUGUUCCUUCAUCUAGAUCGCUGAAGGUAGAGGACAAAGAUAAAGAGCCAAAGCGUGAAAUGGAGGGAGCUAAAGAAAAGGAAAGAUACAGGGAGAAGUAUUGGGCAAAAUCUAUUCAAGAGCUUGACCUCUCUAACUGUGAACGUUGUACUCCAAGCUAUCGGCUUCUGCCUGAAGACUAUCCAAUACCUUCAGCAAGCCAGAGAUCAGAACUUGGUGCUCAGGUUCUGAAUGACCAUUGGGUAUCUGUGACUUCAGGAAGUGAAGAUUACUCUUUCAAACAUAUGCGCAGAAAUCAGUAUGAAGAAAGUCUGUUCAGAUGUGAGGAUGAUAGGUUUGAGUUGGAUAUGUUGUUAGAGUCGGUGAGCUCAACUGCUAAGCGAGCAGAGGAACUCUUGAACAGCAUCAACGAAAAUAAGAUCAGCAUGGAAACUGGAAUCCGUAUUGAAGACCACUUCACUGCUUUAAACUUAAGGUGCAUUGAACGUUUAUAUGGUGACCAUGGUCUUGAUGUGAUGGACAUACUGCGGAAAAAUCCAACUCUGGCUUUGCCUGUUGUAUUAACUCGCCUGAAGCAGAAACAAGAUGAAUGGACAAGGUGUAGAUCUGAUUUUAACAAGGUUUGGGCAGAUAUAUAUGCCAAAAACCAUUACAAAUCACUUGAUCACCGGAGCUUCUAUUUCAAGCAACAAGAUUCCAAGAACUUGAGUAGCAAAUCUUUGGUGGCUGAGAUCAAGGAAUUGAAAGAGAAAAAGCAGAUAGAGGAUGAUAUCCUUCUGGCUGUUGCUGCUGGAAACAGGCAAUCUAUAGUUCCACAUAUGGAGUAUGAAUACUUAGAUAUGAGCUUACAUGAAGACUUGUAUAAACUUGUCCAAUAUUCAUGUGAAGAGGUUUUCUCAACGAAAGAACAAUUAAAUAAGGCUAUGAGACUUUACACUACCAUUUUGGAGCCAAUGUUGGGUGUUUCUUCUCGACCCAACGAUUCAGAGGAUGAUGAAGAUGUCGACAAAAGUAGGAAUCAGGCUAAGAAUUGUACUGCAUCGAGCAUAGGAGAAAGCGAUGGAAGUCCUGGUGGCGAUUCUGCCACAGUAAAUCUUAAGCAGCCCAAAUCUGUGUGUAAUGAAGAAGGAAAUGCUUUAGCAGAAGUUGAAAGUUUGGCUAAUGGGGAUAACUCAGCUAAAGAAGAUGGAAGUCGUGAUGCACAUCCUGUCUCUAGGAAAGAUUCCACAUCUGAGAAACUUCAACUAGAGAGAGACCAGAAGAGUACAGAUGUCCCUAAGAAAAGGUGUCUGGUCACCAACACAGACAAUGCAUGGCCGUCCAGUCAACCAUCACAUCCAAUUGGAGCAGAUAAUAAUCAUGGUAGAACGAGCUUGGAAGUGUUAUCAGGGUGUGUUGCAACCACGUCAAGGGCUGGUGCCUCUAUUAGUGGCAAUGACCCUUUACAGCAAGGAAAUGCUGAUGCUGUUCCGUCAUCAGAGGGUGGUGAUAUUGCAAAACCUGCUUUAAAUGCUAAUGGAGUAUUUCCAGAAAGCACUAUAGUUAAAAGUCAUCAUGAAGAGUCUCUUGGGCCCUCCAAAAUUGAAAAGGAAGAGGGGGAAUUAUCACCAAUUGCUGACUUUGGGGAGGAUAACUUUGUUGUCCCUGGAGAUGCUGGGGUGCAAGCUCUGCCUAAGGCAAACCGCAGUAUUGAAAGUAGACCGUUUCAGUCUGGGAAUAGGGAAGACAUUAGUGGUCGGGAAGCUGGAGACAAUGAUGCAGAUGCAGAUGAUGAAAACAGCGAAAAUGUUUCCGAGGCUGGUGAAGAUGUCUCUGGCAGUGAGACAGCUGGUGAUGAAUGUUCCCGAGAUGAGCAAGGUGAUGAAGAUGCUGAACAAGAUGACAUUGAUGGUAAGGCUGAGAGCGAAGGUGAGGCUGAAGGGAUGGCUGAUGGACAUCUUGUUGGAGGAGAUGGAAUGUGUUCGCCGUUGUCCGAAUGUUUUCUUUUAUCUGUGAAACCUCUUGCGAAGCAUGUACCAGGUUCUUUACUUGAAGAAAGGAAAGACUCUCGUGUUUUCUAUGGGAAUGAUAAUUUCUAUGUGCUUUAUAGGCUUCAUCAAGUUCUAUAUGAAAGGAUUUUAUCUGCAAAAACAAGUUCCACAGGUGCAGAAAUGAAAUGGAGAACUUUGAAGGAUGGCAGCUCUCCGGAUCUGUAUGACAGAUUUAUGAGUGCUCUAUACAAUUUGCUUGAUGGAUCUGUUGAUAACGCAAAAUUUGAGGAUGAAUGCCGAGCCAUUAUUGGAAACCAGUCAUAUAUAUUAUUCACCUUGGACAAAUUAAUAUAUAAAUUCGUCAAACAGCUUCAAACUGUUGCAAGUGAUGAGACUGACAAUAAGCUGCUUCAAUUAUAUGAAUAUGAAAAGUCCCGGAAAACUGGGAAGUUAAUUGAUUCUGUUUACCAUGAAAACGCACGUGUCCUCAUUCAUGAGGAGAAUAUUUACAGAUUGGAGUUUUCCUCUGCCCCCUCCCGACUGUCCAUCCAGCUGAUGGACAGUGUGAGUGAAAAGCCCGAGGUGUUUGCAGUUUCUAUGGAACCGAAUUUUGCAUCCUAUCUGCACAAUGAAUUUCUGCCGGUUUUUCCUGGAAAAAAGGAGCCGCAUGGGAUUACCCUUCAGAGAAACAAGCGCAAAUAUGCAGGGCAAGAUGAAUCCUCUGCCUUUUGCAGGGCCAUGGAUGGUGUUCAGUUAGUCAAUGGUUUGGAGUGCAAGAUAGCUUGCAACUCAUCCAAGAUCUCUUACGUUCUUGACACAGAAGAUUACUUCUUCCGUAUGAGAAGGAAAAGGAGAACAUCUGAGGCCAGAUCACCGAAUUGUGAUCAGACGAGAGUACAGCGGUUCCACAAAUUCUUAUCAGUCUCAUCAUAGCUUAGAAGGAAAUUCCUUUGAGAUUGGGAAGCUAAAGGAGUCAUCUACUCGAUUUCUGAGACUGGAGAAGGAUGAUGGCGGUCCUGGACACGUAGAGCAUGUCCGGGUCAGGAGAUCGGCCUAGGAGCCAUUGUUGUGUAUAUAAGGUUGGUGUAUGAUAAUUUCGUAGAAAAAGGUAUUUAAGUUAUAGUUCUUGAUCUUUGUCAUAGAUAGGAUAUUUUCUUCCCCACUUCCAUAAGCACACUUAGUGUAACAAAUUGAUCAAAUAGCAGAAAAGCGCGCGUGUUUUAACAGAUCCCGAGCCUUCUUUGCGGUCUCAUACCAGCAUUUUGCAGGCAUUACUGCAUCAUUGUUCUUUUCCACCGUAAGAUUAUGUUAGUUUUAUACAACAGAUUCUUUAAAUUUCAGUGUAAAGUAGUGUGAUAAGAUAUCCAUCUGUAAUAGUUUACAACUGUUCGCGUUCUUCGUCGAGAACUCUUUUUGCUCUGGAAAA
Pyrus x bretschneideri (Chinese white pear) is the source of this 4864-nucleotide messenger RNA. RefSeq names its product paired amphipathic helix protein Sin3-like 2. Gene Ontology annotation, biological process: negative regulation of transcription by RNA polymerase II. The coding region runs from base 172 to 4371 and encodes 1399 amino acids. Gene Ontology annotation, molecular function: transcription corepressor activity. Gene Ontology annotation, cellular component: histone deacetylase complex; chromatin. The record is from RefSeq and is a predicted model, not a curated record. The transcript has 24 exons. NCBI's taxonomy places the organism in Eukaryota, Viridiplantae, Streptophyta, Magnoliopsida, Rosales, Rosaceae.